UUUACUCAGCUUUUACUGUAGUUAAUUUUUUUCCUAGAAUGAUAAGAAAUAUUAAUCAUUUUCUUGGUAUAAAUAUUUACAAAUGGUAUCAUUUUAUGAAUAAACAGCGAGAUGGCAGGUACGUAUUUGCCAGGGAUAGAUGCAGAAGCCGAUUUUAUACUUUUGAAUAAGAACAUACGUUAAGUAACAAUACAUACGUAGAAGUUGUAACUAAGGAUGUCGAUGACAUUGUCCAAAUUGUUUUCUCUGGUCACAAAUCUUGAUUUCUGAUUCCUGAUCUAGAUUUAAAGAUAUAUUUUAAUUAAACGUUAAUUAUCUUUAAAUUUAAGCGUUGCAAAUAACAAUGUUAUCAGGUUCAUUUUAUGCGCUGUUAUAAUUAUCCUUAUUAAUCCACCGCCAAGCAAACAUUUCUCGUUACAGAACGUGUGAGCUGUUGUUGUAUAUUUCUCAUACAUAAUUAAAAUCGGCUUGCAGUGUGAUAAGAGUUCUCGGUCUGCAUGGUAGUUAUAGUGAUUUGUCUAUUUAGUGAUAAUGUGGAAAUAUCGGAAAAUAUUAAGUAUAAAUAGGACACAUAUUUAAUCAAAUAAGAUAAAGAAAAAACAGUUUAUCAUGAUUCCUACUAAACGGCCAUUAGUUUUAUUAUUUUUAUCUAUGGCCUCCUAUGUAACAACGAUUGAUAUACCUAUUAGUCCAGUGAGCUACAUUGAAUAUGCACAAGUCGCUUCACAAUAUAUGGAUUUGCCGUUGCAGUUAGUGAAUCCGCAAGUAUCUCAACAGAAAUGCUAUAAUAAAAUGAAUAAUAAGUGGGGCAUCUGUCAGUCUGCCAAGCCAACGAAUGCAAUGAACGGAAAACCCAUCGAAAGUUUUGUGUUUGGAACACAUUUGCAUCCGCGUAAUCGAGUGCAUAAUCAGUUUAUUAACGGUGAUGCAUUCCACGCCUUACCCGCAGGGCUACCAUUCGUUCAAAGUGGUUUGAAUAGAAGGUUCAUACCACAAACAACGGAUUCAUUGAACUUGUUGCCAACAAAUAUAAAUAAGUCUUUACGAACAACUCAACACCCAAAAAUUACAUUAAGUGAAAACAAUGUUAGAUCGAAUAACUUUAAUUCUGCAUUUGAAAAUACUUACCCAUAUUCUCCUGAGUCAAGAUCUGAGCAGUCUCCGUUGCCAAGAAUUGGGACAUCAGAAAUACAUACUACAUCUCCAAGUCCAUAUAAAAAACCUACGUUGAACGACGUAUACAAUGAUUUUAUUCGCGGACUCGAUGAAUUGGAACGCAAAUUUUAUUCGGUAACGCUAGAUAAAUUAACAGCAAUAAGUCCAAUUAAUCGAAAAGAAAAUGGAAUCAGUUUCGUGCAGUCCGGUCUAUUUUUGAUGUUAAGUUUAAUGGCGUUGUUGUUUGAAGUAGAUUUGUACACCAGAGAAGAAAUUGAAAACUGUAUAAAUAUUCACCUUACAGAGUCAGCUAAGUUGUCAUCAGUAACGGAGAAUAUAUUAGCCUUGUUUCCAUCAUCAAGUAACGAUUUGAAAUUCCGUUGGUCGAACCGGCUAAUAUUAUGGCCAAACCAUACGGUCAGUGACGAGUUCAAAACUGGGCCCGCCGCAGCAUUACGAAUGCACAUCGACACAUUGAAUGGCACAGAAACACCAGAGAAAAUUGCCGAAAUCCUCAACAACAUGGUAGAAAUUGAUUCUGGGGGAUCGAUACGCAAUACAUUUGAAGAGGACGAUUUAGCAGAAGGCGCUCAAGCAAUACUUCUGACAACUCUGUACCUUCGCGGACGAUGGCGCUCAGCUCCCACUGUGUUGAACGGUUCGCGACCUUUCAGAGAUACUGAAAAUUCUCCAACUCGCUCGAUUCGAUGUAUAAGAAUCAACGACGUCAUGAGAUACGCCGAUCUUACCGAAUGGGACGCUGAGGCAAUUGAAAUAUUUUACGCGACUCCGGGCCUGAGCCUAUUGAUGUUAGUGCCCCGCGGCAACUCGCUAAGGCGCCUGGCCGACCACGUGGCGACCACAAGCAUCCAUUACAUCACGCAGCGAAUGCACUCAAUACGCAUUGCCGUCACGAUGCCCUUGUACACACUGCGCAUGACACUUCUCUUGCCCAACAAACUGGAAGCUAUGGGCUUAUCGCGACUGAUUAACACAAAUAAUGCUUCAACAAAAUCUAUGACACUAUCGCACGCGGUGCAACGUCUCAUGUUCUGGGCGGAAGCUGGACGGAACGCUUUUAAAGAUGACGGUAUCGAGUGGGAUGAAACUCCGGAAUUAGAGCUGGUGGUAGACCGGCCGUACAUUUUCUUUGUUCGUUGGCGAAACCUGACUCUAAUGAAUGGAAAUUUUGUGCUCUAGUUUAAUUGUCAUACUAUUUCUUUAGAAAGUGUUUUAUAAAGAAAUAAUACUUGAAAGUAUGAAGACAUGUCUAUACAAUUUUAUAUUAAAGUAUUUACUUGUACCCAAAA
This is a messenger RNA of Manduca sexta (tobacco hornworm), 2465 nucleotides long. RefSeq lists its product as uncharacterized. Gene Ontology annotation, molecular function: serine-type endopeptidase inhibitor activity. The record is from RefSeq and is a predicted model, not a curated record. The transcript has 7 exons. The coding region runs from base 610 to 2355 and encodes 581 amino acids. Lineage: Eukaryota; Metazoa; Arthropoda; Insecta; Lepidoptera; Sphingidae.